UUUUGUUGAGUAUUAGCGGUUUGUUCACAGCGAGCUAGUAGUGCGGCGGUGUGCGCCCUCAAAGUUCUUCGUUCUUUUAAAGAUCGAUUACGCUCAUACUACAAGUUGGUUUAGCCAACUUUUAUAUACUGCACCGCUCCUUGUGGUUUAUGGUCUGACAUUUGGCAAACAUCGGAGGAGAUAAGGUGAAAGAUGACACAGUUUUUACCCCCUAACCUGCUGGCUCUGUUUGCGCCGCGGGACCCGAUACCUUUCCUGCCUCAGCUGGUAAAGCUGCCUCAUGAAAAACAUCACAACCAGCCUUAUAGUGGCAUUGCUCCAUUUAUAAGACACUUUGAGGACCCUAGAGAUGCCCCUCCACCAACAAGGGCAGAAACCCGUGAGGAACGGCUGGAGAGAAAGCGGCGAGAGAAGAUCGAGAGAAGGCAAACAGUAAUGGAGACAGAACUCAAGCUUUGGGAUCCUCACAAUGACCCUAAUGCACAAGGGGAUGCCUUCAAGACAUUGUUUGUUGCACGAGUGAACUAUGAUACUACAGAGUCGAAGCUUCGUCGUGAGUUUGAGGUCUAUGGUCCCAUCAAACGGAUUUACAUAGUCUACAACAAGAAGACUGGGAAACCUCGGGGUUAUGCGUUCAUCGAGUAUGAGCAUGAGCGGGACAUGCACUCUGCCUACAAACACGCAGACGGAAAGAAGAUUGAUGGCAGGAGGGUUCUGGUGGAUGUGGAGAGAGGACGCACGGUUAAAGGAUGGCAUCCUCGCAGGCUAGGUGGUGGAUUGGGUGGGACCAGAAGAGGUGGAGCAGAUGUGAACAUCAAGCACUCAGGCCGAGACGAUGCAUCGCGUUACGAUGAUCGAUCUAUUGGCGGUGAACGCGAUCGUGGCGAAAGGAGGGAGCGCAGCCGCGAUAGAGAGAAGGACCGAGAGCGCCGUCGGACUCGGUCCCGUGAACGCAGACGCCAUACACGCUCCCAGGACCGAGACAGGCAGGCGGCAGCAGGAGACGAAGGCGGCGUCGGUGGUGGCGUCGGUGGUGGCGGUGCUGGCGGCGGUGCUGGCGGCGGUGGUGGAGGCGCUGGCGGCAGCCGCCGACGAGAUCGAGAGAGAGAACGCAGUCGAGACAGGAGGAGGAGGAGCAGGAGCCGGGAUCGCAAGAGAGACAGGGAGAGGGGCAAGGGCUUGGAGGGGGAGGAUGCUGGUCAGGGAGAGGCUGCUCCUGAAGGCGGGGAGCGCAAUGUGGAAGAGCACGAAGAACCGGCAGAGGCCGUGGAGGAACGCCGCGACCGGGACCGGGACCGAGAGCGCGACAGGGACCGGGACCGGGACCGCAGGCGUAGCCACAGGGACAGGGACAGACGCAGGGGAGACCGAGACAAGGAGCACAAGAGGGAGCGGGGGGAGAGAGAGAGGGGCGAGCGCAGGGAGGAGCGCCACGCCUCCCUGCGAGAGGAGGCGGGCGCCCAGGAAGACGCGGGCGACGAGGGCGCGGCGCUGCCGCACAUGGAGGAGUACAGUCAGGACGGGAUGAUGGACCAGCAGUCGGUGCCGUCAGCCGACGGCUACGUCUCCAGUGAGAACGGCUACAAGAUGGAGGCUCCGGGAGACGAGUACUGAGACGCGCUCUCCUCCAGCAGACCGCCGCCCGCUUUUAACUCUGUACUUUAGCUUUCUGCCCCAGACGCAGGUUUCCUCACCAUCAGACAUCUCGCCAGCUGUUUUCACACUGACACCAAUCUAUUAAAAUGUUCCUUCACUGUUGAUGCGUAAAUCUGAUUGGUUGUCACUAAACUUUGCAGCUUCUCUAAUUCAUCCAUCUGUAUGUUAUCAGAUGGCCUAGUGAUUAAAGCUAGAUGUUUUUUUUUCUUUAAUUUUUUUUUUUUUUUUUUUUUUUACAUGAACUCUGUUUGGAACUGGGUAGAACGUGUUGUCCUUGAUUUCUCUUCACCUGUUUCCGCUUGGCGUAAAACUGAAGGAAAUGUGACGAUGCUGACGUUUCUGUUUAUUCAUUCUGGAAUAUUUUUUUAAUGUCUGUAUGUUUAGAUUUGCAGGAUAAUUUUAAUAAAGUUGUGACUUAAACCCA
This is a messenger RNA of Betta splendens (Siamese fighting fish), 2080 nucleotides long. RefSeq names its product small nuclear ribonucleoprotein 70 (U1) (gene snrnp70). The coding region runs from base 193 to 1614 and encodes 473 amino acids. Gene Ontology annotation, cellular component: U2-type prespliceosome; U1 snRNP; precatalytic spliceosome. The transcript is spliced from 10 exons. Lineage: Eukaryota; Metazoa; Chordata; Actinopteri; Anabantiformes; Osphronemidae. The record is from RefSeq and is a predicted model, not a curated record. Gene Ontology annotation, biological process: mRNA splicing, via spliceosome. Gene Ontology annotation, molecular function: mRNA binding; U1 snRNA binding.